Hibiscus syriacus is the source of this 1193-nucleotide messenger RNA. RefSeq names its product syntaxin-21-like. The record is from RefSeq and is a predicted model, not a curated record. Bases 91 to 939 code for a protein of 282 amino acids. Lineage: Eukaryota; Viridiplantae; Streptophyta; Magnoliopsida; Malvales; Malvaceae. Gene Ontology annotation, cellular component: SNARE complex; endomembrane system; membrane. Gene Ontology annotation, molecular function: SNARE binding; SNAP receptor activity. Gene Ontology annotation, biological process: vesicle-mediated transport; vesicle fusion; intracellular protein transport. The transcript is spliced from 7 exons.
GCUUUUGGGUUCCUUCAACUUCCCCUCUUCUUCCUUCGUCUUCCUUCAACCUAACCCAUCUUCCUCCCGAAUCAAACAAAACCAAAAGAUAUGAGUUUUCAGGAUCUUGAAGCGGGUCUUGCAAGGCCACACCCAAACAAUUACUUGAAUUCUUCUCAGCGAAAGCCAACGCAAGAUACAGAACACGCUUCGGCUUCGCAGUCGGUGGCGGCUGGGAUUUUCAAAAUACGAACCGCUAUUUUGGCCUUUGAUCGCCUUGUUAAUUCCCUCGGUACCCUUAAAGACACCGUUGAAUUACGCAGCAAGUUGCAUAAGACAAGGCUACAUAUUGGGCAGCUGGUCAAAGAGACUUCAGCUAAACUAAGGGAAGCAAGUGAAGCUGAUCAAGAUGCAGAAGUUAGUCCCUUGAAGAAAAUUGCUGAUGCUAAGCUUGCGAAAGAUUUUCAAGCAGCUCUUAAAGACUUUCAAAAGGCUCAAAGGCUUGCAGCUGAGAGGGAGACAGCAUAUUCACCUUCUGUUCCCAAAGAAGUUCUUCCUUCCAGUUAUGAUGCCUAUGAGGUGGAGAAGAAUUCAUCUAAGAGUCUAGAACACCAACAGCUUCUGGUUACAAAAGGACAAGAAGUUGUACUGUUGGAAAAUGAAAUCACAUUUAAUGAAGCUAUUAUUGAAGAGCGAGAACAGGGGAUCAAAGAAGUUCAGCAAGAGAUAAGUGAAGUGAACGAGAUCUUCAAAGAUCUAGCAGUUUUGGUCCAUGAGCAAGGAGCCAUGAUUGAUGACAUUGGUUCGAAUGUUGAGAAUUCCCAUGCAGCAACUGUUCAAGCUACUUAUCAUCUUAAAAAGGCAUCCAAGAUCCAGAGAGCAAAUUCAUCAACAAGGUGUUUGCUGGUGUUAAUCUUUGGGAUCAUUCUCCUUAUUUUCAUCGUAGUUGUUGUAGCAUAAGCUAUGAACGCAUUCAGUUGGGGUACUAUCCAAACUAUACAGUCGUACGUCAUCUGUGUUACUAAAUUCUUUAUGCUGCAAGUAAGAUCAUCCAUGGAGGUUCUUAGUUUGCAGCAAAGCAUGUAAAAUAGAUUUCUCCGUUUGCCUGAUUCAAUAAAAAUUUCGAAGUGAACAUGUAUAUUCGAAUAACAGGGUGAUGGUUUUAUCCGUAGUAAUACUGGCAAAAAACAACUCCCAUUUGUCUUAGCCUGUAA